Molecule: messenger RNA, 2557 nt
Organism: Onychostoma macrolepis
Lineage: Eukaryota; Metazoa; Chordata; Actinopteri; Cypriniformes; Cyprinidae
Exons: 8
Coding region: 1-1230 (409 amino acids)
Source: RefSeq, a predicted model, not a curated record
AUGGCACUGAGAGGCCCGGCUCAGAAUCAGAUUGCGGCGUUCUUGCGGCGCACUCCGGCGUCCGGACGUGGCGGAGCGUCCAGCGCCAGACUCAACCUCACUCUAAAACCCAAAGCCAUCUCUGUCAGAGGAACAAGGCUUCUCAGAGGAACAAGUGGUUAUAUGGUGGUGAGAAUAGUGCAGGCAUUGAGGUCAUUGAGGAUUCAAGCUCCCAUCACAGUUAAUAAACUCACACUUGAUCUGAAACUUGAACAGUGGUCAGAAAUAAAGCUGUCCAGGAUCCUGAGCAGUUUAGCCAUCCUUCUGAGACUCUGGACUGUCCAGUGUUUGAACUUGACUGAAUACAAGAUUCAGUCUGUUUCUGUGUUUGACCUACUGUGUCACCAGGGACCAGUGACUCUCAGACCAUCGAAGGAGACUCUCCAGAAGCUGGUUGAAUGUGUCUGCGAAGCCCAGGAAGAGGAACUGACUCAGUGCUUCCUGCAGAAAAUGGGCGGGGAUCUGUCUUCCUGUUCCCUAAACUGGGAAGAGCUUCAUUACUUCCUACUGCACAAAAUUCAACACAUUGCUGUGGACUUCAGAAAGAGCAAAAUUCAAUGCAGAAUCACUGGAAUUCUACCAUUUCUGAACAGGAUUCAGUUUAAACGGAUGAGCUCUAGCUUCAUGCUGUCUGUAAUCAGAGAGAUCUAUGAGUCCGGCUCUGUCAGUUUUGUGUCCAGUCUGUUGAGUUCAGUGGAGAACUACAUUAACCUGCAGAGCAGAGAACUGGACUCUGUUCACUCUGCGGCCCUGUGCUUCACACUGCAGCACUGCACUGCAGUUUCACUCAAUCUACAGUGGACCUCCAUACCAGAGGAAGAGCUGGAGAGCAUUCUGCCUCUCUUCACACAUGUGUCCUACCUUAGUGUUGACAGGCUGCUGUUACUGAAGAUGCUUCACUGCUGCAGUGUCUCUGAUGUCCAGCAGGAGGCAGCAGUAGUUCUGCUCUCCGUCUUGGAGCACAAGCUGGACUUCUCCUGCCGUUCUGCUGUGGAUCUGACAACAAACGCAGACUCAGACCUUCUACAUCUGACCGCUGAUGACUGCCGUGUGACGACCACAGUCAUUCAGAGAGCUAAUUCAGACACAAAGACACAGCUGAUUCUACAGGAUUGUGAGAUUAAUACAGCUGGAAUGGAUCAACUGUUCCCAGUGUUACAUUCUGUUCAACUCUGUUUCUGGCUCAUGUGAGGCCUGAGGAAGCCAAGUCUCUUUCUAGAGCUCUGGGUGAAGAGCUCAACCUCAGUCAGACUCAGCCGGACCCGCAGGUCUGUAGAGGUCUGACGCUGAUUCUGGAAUAUUCUGAAGGACUGACAGACCUGGAUCUGAGUCAGUGCCAUCUCACUGAUGACAGCCUGGAUCUGCUGCUCCCAAACCUCCACAAAGCACAAAACAUUGAUUUUAGUGGCAAUAGCAUCACUGACACUGGGGCUCAGAAAAUCGUCACUCACAACAGCAACAUAAAGACAGUAAGGCUCUUCAACAACAGAAUUGAAUUCAAAGAGCUCUUCUGCACAGACCCAUGAUUUGAGAUCUGGAAUCUCUUUAAUCAACAAGCAAGUGAAAUAACCAGUAGAGAAUAAUAAGGUAACGGCUGUAAACACUCUUUGAGGAAUCUGCCCAUCAGAGUCCCAGAGAUGAAUCAAGCCACCAGAUUGUAAACAACAUUCAUUUUUAUCAUCACUUUCAAUCAUAAUCAGCAGUGGGUUUCUGUUGCACUAACUGUGUUUUGUGACAUGACAACAUCAAUCUCCUAUGUAAACUGUCUUUCCCCUUCUCCGCCCUUUAUAUUAUUUUAUUUAUUAUUAUUAUUAUUAUAUGCAGAGUCAUGACAGUUCUGAAUUUUUAUUGUUUUUAUAUACAUUUUUAAUUUUGCCUUUUCAACUUAGUAUUUGUUAGUUCUUAUUCUAUAUUUUUUUCUUGUUUUAUUUUAUUGAUUGAUUUUUGUAAAAACCUUGUCAGCGCUAAAUUUCUGAGCACAGUUUAGUGCUAUCAUGUAAUCUGCGUAAUCAGAAUAAACUAGGAGUCUUUUAUUUAUUUUUUUAUUUGCAUAUUAAAAAUUGCUAAAAGAAAUUGCAUGUAAAACUACUGGAAUAAAUCCUUAUAAAUGCCGAAAAAUGCUUUUGAUAGCCUAUAUUUCAAGAAAAAUACUGCAGCUUUGACAUCUUACUGUUUUAAUAUCGACAUCAUUCCAGUAGAGGACAGCAAUGAUUUAUUAAUAACAAGAGCACAGAAAAUCCACAGCGAAGAUGACAAGGAGGAGAUAGACAUGAAAACAACCAAAAUCAAUAACAAGAGCGUUUAUGCUGCUGAUUAGCUGAUCUUCUCCUUUUCAUCCUAAAGAAGAGAAAGAUCAUUUGCAAACAGGAAGUGUUUCACUGUCUGAACUCCAGUGUUUACUGCAAACGCAUUUCAAGAGACAUUAUACUCAGGAAAUCACACUUACCUCAUUUUUGUGACUGAAAUGUUUGACUAGUUUGCUUUUGUUUUAUACCUACCUGUUACUGUAUGAAAUAAA